AUUGAGGACUCUCUCUACCAAACAAAUAAGGAAACAUAAACACACACACACAAGAAAAGAAAAGAAAAAAAAGAACAGUCUCUUCUUCUUUCUUUAAUACAUGAAAAACAAAAGAUUCCUCAAUUUUGUUCUUAUUUUUCAUUAGUCACAUUACUCUUCUCACUAUAAACCACACUGUCUUGAGAUAAAAAACAAAAAGAAGAGAGAUUAAAAAAAAAAAACCUCAUCCGAUGAUAGACUACGAGAGAAGCAAUAACACCACCAAGAACAUCAACAACCAUCAUCAUCGGAACCCUCCUCCUUCUUCAUCUUCCUCCGAUCUUCUUCCCGACGGUAAUGGAGCCGCCGUUACUCAGAAACGGAAACGAAGACCCGCCGGGACACCAGAUCCAGAGGCUGAAGUGGUAUCUUUAUCACCAAGAACGUUACUAGAGUCGGAUCGGUACGUGUGUGAGAUCUGUAACCAAGGGUUUCAAAGGGACCAGAAUCUACAGAUGCACAGGAGACGACAUAAAGUUCCAUGGAAGCUUCUAAAAAGAGAGACCAACGAGGAAGUAAAGAAGAGAGUCUACGUCUGUCCGGAACCGACAUGUCUCCACCACAACCCUUGUCACGCGCUCGGAGAUCUCGUGGGAAUCAAGAAACACUUCCGGAGAAAACACAGCAACCACAAGCAAUGGAUCUGCGAGCGAUGCUCAAAAGGCUACGCUGUUCAAUCUGAUUACAAAGCUCAUCUCAAGACUUGUGGCACUCGUGGUCACUCCUGUGACUGCGGCCGUGUUUUCUCCAGAGUGGAGAGUUUCAUAGAGCAUCAAGACAAUUGCACCGUACGCCGAUCCCAACCCUCCAACCACCGUUUACCACAGCAGCAACGUACCACGACCGCUACUACACAAACCGCUUCAACCGCGGAUGACAGCGAAAACGCUGACCUCUCCAUUGGUCAUAUAUUGUCUGGACAUCCUUUACAAAGAACACAAUCUUCACCGUCCGAUCAACAACCAUCAUCUUUGCUCUAUCCUUUCGUUUCCUCGUGCGCUACUAAUGGUAGCAAUAGCAUCGAGCUUCAGCUACUUCCCUCGAGGUAUAGUGCUGAUGAGACCAGUCUUAGUCUGUCUAUAGGAACGUUGGAUCAGACGACAAUGUCUGAAGUUGAGAGGAAGAGCUAUGAGAAGGGAGAGACGAGCAUGGAAACGGAGGAGGCGAGAAGAGAAGUGAAGAGGCAGAUUGAAAUAGCUGAGAUGGAGUUUGCUGAAGCCAAGAGAAUAAGGCAACAUGCGAGAGCUGAGCUUCACAAGGCUCAGAUUUUUAGAGAAGAAGCAAGUAGAAGGAUUAGUGCAACGAUGAUGCAAAUCACUUGCCACAAUUGCAAACAACACUUUCAAGCCCCAGCUGCUUUGGUUCCUCCUCCUCCUCAGCCGCAUUGUACCGAUGAGAGCACGUCUCUCGCCGUUAGCUACGUGUCAUCAGCGACUACCGAAGGGGAAAAGGCAAGUGAUAGAGCAUCUUCAUAGACCUUGGAAGAGAGAACACAAAAGGAAAAAAAGUAUUCUUCUUCUUUUUUUUUUUUUUUCGUUUCUUUGAUUGGAAUUGAAGAUCAUCUUUUGAUAUUCGUUGGUUUUUUAUAUAUAUUUUCUUGGUUUGUGGGUAACCAGGGUUGGGUAUUCACUUGGGUUUGAUUGUAUUUUUCUCAAACAAAACCAAAGAAGAUAAGAGUUUUGUUGUACCAA
Molecule: messenger RNA, 1730 nt
Organism: Capsella rubella
Lineage: Eukaryota; Viridiplantae; Streptophyta; Magnoliopsida; Brassicales; Brassicaceae
Product: protein indeterminate-domain 14
Exons: 3
Coding region: 231-1514 (427 amino acids)
Cellular component (GO): nucleus
Molecular function (GO): DNA-binding transcription factor activity
Source: RefSeq, a predicted model, not a curated record